Molecule: messenger RNA, 9250 nt
Organism: Salvelinus fontinalis (brook trout)
Lineage: Eukaryota; Metazoa; Chordata; Actinopteri; Salmoniformes; Salmonidae
Product: zinc finger protein 271-like
Exons: 5
Coding region: 1627-3180 (517 amino acids)
Biological process (GO): regulation of transcription by RNA polymerase II
Molecular function (GO): RNA polymerase II cis-regulatory region sequence-specific DNA binding; DNA-binding transcription factor activity, RNA polymerase II-specific
Source: RefSeq, a predicted model, not a curated record
UUAUUAACUGGACUGUUAUUCUGUGUCCUGUCUCUAGAGUUGGCGGUGUGGGAGAUUCCAAGGGGAAAAUGUGGUUCUACCAGCCACCAAAUGUCAACUCCUGGAGCAGCAGGGAAACCUGUAAGAUGUCUCCCUUUUGAAACGGAUGUCUUUUUUUCAACAAUGAUGAUUUUGAUGGAUAUUCUUUAGGCACGCAGUGACAGGAUCAGUGUACUGCGACUCACUAACAGCACGAUCGUCUCGGCGUCCCAUGACAGAACUGUCAAAAUGUGGGACAAACACCAAGAAACAGGUGGGUGUGUUUGCGUGUGUGGGUCCUGUUCUAGUCUUGAAGGUCAACCCGCACUGCUCCAGUGAACUGGUGUGUGGCGAUGAACUGGGCCAGAUCUACUUCCUCUCCUGGUGAGAAUAACCGGCUCAGUGUACACAGUCAUUGUAUAUGUAACGGAUGUGAAAUGGCUAGCUAGUUAGCGGGUACGCGCUAAUAGCAUUUCAAUCGGUUACGUCACUUGCUCUGAGACCUGAAGUAGGGUUUCCCCUUGCUCUGCAAGGGCCGCGGCCUUUGUGACGCGAUGGGUAACGAUGCUUCGUGGGCGACUGUUGUUGAUGUGUGCAGAGGGUCCCUGGUUCGCGCCCGUGUCGGGACGAGGGGACGGUUUAAAGUUAUACUGUUACAUAUACACAUGCAUGCAAUCAUAAUUAACGUACUCUCCCACAGAUACAGUAUAUUAGUACUACUGUACGUUCAUGUAUAUUAUGUCAUGUAGCUCAAUCAACACUACUCAAUAUCUUCUACACACUAUCUGAUAUGGAUAAACGUUAUAUAAUACCUCUACUUAUGUAGCUUUGUCAGUGGAUAUAGGAGGACUGGCGCAUUGUAAUGGCUGGAUGGAAUAAAUGGAAUGGUGUCAAACAUAUGGUAACCACAUGUUUGACUCAGUUCCAUGUAUUGCAUUCCAGCCAUUACAAUGAGCCCGUCCUCCUAUAGCUCCUCCCACCAGCCUCCACUGGCCUAUGUAUGUGCCUUAAAAACCCUAAGUGAAGAACCUCAAUGUAAAUCAGGUAUAAUGCAUGUAGCCUAGUAUGCAAGUUACUAGAAAUAUUUAUAGUCUUUGUUCUCAUGUCAAACACAUAAUAAAUACUAUACCACAUUUUCAGAAUGGUUUAUUAGGUUGUGUUGAUGAGAAUGGAGAUAACAAUAUUAAUGACAACAUUUGAUCAUAUAUAAACCAUGAGUUUUUAAGAAUGGUUUAAUUUACGUUUUACUAAAGUGCUUCAUGCCUUUUAUGGAUUGAUAACCAUGUGAGCCACUCCAUUGCAAUGCACUCUCAUGCAUUGCAAUGGAGAAUACGUUUAAAAACGUCGUUUUUUCUGCCAAUAGAUAUGGCUAGCCUACAUGCAGACUACAGUACAUACUAUUUCUACCAUUCUUGAAGGGCUGUUGCAUUCUGUCUCUACGGUAAUAAAUACUUGCGUCACGAGUUGAACGGAAGUGCGACUGCAGUUGCGCACGCAUCUCCCACUUGAAAUUUGUUACCAUUUAUCAAUAUCUACGGAUUGUUUCAUGCACGUUAGUUGGGAGAUUGUAGACUUUUUGUUUCACACAGAGAAUACAAAUCUGACAAGAUGGCAAGCUGCAAUUUUCAGGCGCAGUUGGUAUCCAUUAUGGAGGUAUUAGCUAAAGCAGCUGUAGCAGAAAUAAACAAACGGGUUGAUGAUAGCUGUGCAGUUAUACGUUUGGAAAUGACCCAAAGCCAGCGAGAUAUUGAUGGACUGAAAAGGAAGUGUCAAAUGAUGGAGGGCGAGCUGAAGAAGACACGAGUCAGGAGAAAAGAGAGAUCUUCAUAUCCAGUCAAGAUUGUUUUGAAAAAGCAGAGGAGUAACUCCCAGUGGAGCGACGAAGAGAUUGCUGUUGAAGAGGACUCUCAACCCCAGCCUACAGAUGUGGAGCAGAGAGCAGAGACUGAACCCAUACUGAUCAAAGAUGAGGAGACAGCAGAGGAUGUGUGGAAGACUGACCCUCAGGAAGAGCUCAGGAUCACUGGAGCAGAGUCUGGUUCCAAGGCUGGACAACCACCAUCCUUUGAGCAACGGCGCUGUGACGAGGACUUCAUCACACAACCCAACAUAUCUCCUGAAGACUCCGUGGAACAUUACCCCAAUUCUGAUGGUCCAGAGGAACCAGGCAUUCCCCGGCCUGCAUCUACAGACGUGUUCAGCACAGAGCAGCACGGGUCAGAUGAGGACUCACUAGAGCUAGUGAUGGUGAAGGAUGAGAAAAAGGAGGAGCUGGAUCAGACCACAGCCCUGGCAGGACUUGACCAGUUUGUCAUGGAUGAGACUGAUGGGCAGCUGUGGACCUCUGUGGAUCCAGGCAGACACACUGAUGGCCACCCAGAUUUCUCCUUUCAUGCCACAGAGGAGUACUCUCAGAAUAUUUCCAUUUUCCCAUCUCAUAGUGGGCUGCCAUCUGUUCCUACUAUGACAGAUGAUGUAUGGCCAUCGCUUCCCUCUUCUAUAGGGAAACCACAUGCUGACAUGCUCAGUGCAGCAGCACACAUGAAAAGACAUGUCAGGACAUUGGCUGAUGAGACUAGACAACAGAUGCCAGAAGGACAGAGCAGUGAGAUGCUGAACUCAAAUAAUGAUGGAAAUAGUUUAGCUCUACAGCCAAGGCAGCAUCAGCACAGGGCUUCAGAAGCAACAGUGAGAAUGAGUGAGUGCAUGACAGGGUCAAACAUGGCCACCACCUCCACCUUCUCUGGAUACAGCCUGAGUCGCAGUAGUUUUAACAUGGUGAAGAGAAUGAGGACUCAGUGGAGGUCGGGCGGCACCACUGAGAGGCGUUUCAGCUGCACCUUCUGUGGGAAGAGCUUCCAGCGUUUCAGCCAGCUCAAAGUACACCUCCGGAGUCACACCGGAGAGAAACCGUACACCUGCGAACAGUGUGGCAGGAGUUUCACCAAGCAGUGCAACCUGAUCAGACAUGCUGUGGUCCACAGUGGGGAGAAGCCCUACAAGUGCACACAGUGUGGGAAAUGCUUCACCCAGCGCUCCAGUAUGAAGUCACAUCAGAGAACUCACAUAGGAGAGAGUCCAGUGUCUCAAAAUGUGGUACCUGCAUACCCUGGGGAUCCACACACAAGUUUAAUGUUGUCUCAGACGAAAUGGAACAAAUAGAGCAUAAUUGUAUCGUUUUUCGGUAACAUUUUCUAUGUGAUAAUGUGGGCAGAAGUUAUUUUGAGACAUUUUGACAAGCUUUUCCUCCCAAUUGAUUUGUGAACUGGUUUUCAUGUUUGACUGUUGACGGCUCGUCACUUUCAUUUUAACAAACAAUUGAUUUACUACUGGUAACAUCAAUCAUAAAAACCAUUCAAAUAUAUCAUAAACAUGUUAUAUGGAAUGUAUUUAAAGACAGUCAAUCUGCUCUUUUAGAUAAAUAACAUACUGUAUAUAGGAGCCAUUUUCGUAUGUGUUGUCUUGUUAGUGUUUGUCUAUCCGGGAUGUAAUUUCUUGCCACAUGGGACAGUCUCAUAUCAAGUCAGGUUAAUACCUUAACCUGAUUUCCUGAGUUAUUGUUUUAAGUUACUCUGCUGCCUUAAAAUCUUACGUUAUAUCAACUCAGCUAGGCAAUCAAAUAUGUUUCAGUGUAAUAGCUUAUGUCUUACAUGUACAGUACUAGUCAAUAUUUUGGACACCUGCUCAUUUCAAGGGUUUUUAUUUACUUUUACUACAUUGUAGAAUAAUAGUGAAGACAUCAAAUCUAUGAAAUUACACAUAUGAGAUCAUGCAGUAACCAAAACAGUGUUGAAUCCAAAUAUAUUUUGCCUUGACAGCUUUGCACACUCUUGGCAUUCUCUCAACCAGCUUCACCUGGAAUGCUUUUCCAACAGUCUUGAAGGAGUUCCCACAUGCAGAGCACUUGUUCGCUGCUUUUCCUUCACUCUGCGGUCCAACUCAUCACUAACCAUCUCUAUUGGGUUGAGGUUGGGUGGUUGUGGAGGCCAGGUCAUCUGAUGCAGCACGCCAUCACUCUCCUUCUGGGUAAAGUAGCCCUUACACAGCCUGGAGGUGAGUUUUGGGUCAAUGUCCUGUUGAAAAACAAAUGAUAGUUCCACUAAGCGCAAAAUAUGGGAUGGCGUAUCGCUGCAGAAUGUUGUGGUAGCCAUGCUGGUUAAGUGUUCCUUGAAUUCUAAAUAAAUCACCGACAGUGACACCAGCAAAGCAACAUCUCACCUCCCCCAUGCUUCAUUCAUGGUGGGAACCACACAUGUGGAGAUCAUCCGUUCACCUACUCUGCCUCUCACAAAGACACGGCGGUUGGAACCAAAAAUCUCAAAUUUGGACUCAUCAGACCAAAGGACAGAUUUCCACCGGUCUAAUGUUCAUUGCUCGUGUUUCUUGGCCCAAGCAAGACUUCUUAUUGGUGUCCUUUAGUAGUGGUUUCUUUGCAGCAAUUCGACCAUGAAGGCCUGACUCACGCAGUCUCCUCUGAACAGUUGAUGUUGAGAUGUGUCUGUUACUUGAACUCUGAAGCAUUUAUUUGGGCUGCAAUUUCUGAGGCUGGUAACUAAUGAACUUAUCCUCUGCAUCAGAGGUAACUCUGGGUCUUCCUUUCUUCCUUUGUGGUGGUCCUCAUGAGAGCUAGUUUCAUCAUAGCGCUUGAUGGAUUUUGUAACUGCACUUGAAGAAACUUUCAAAGUUCUUAAUUUUCCGUAUUCACUGACCUUCAUGUCUUUAAAGUAAUGAUUGACUGUCAUUUCUCUUUGCUUAUUUGAGCAAAGAGAAAUGGACUUGGUCUUUUACCAAAUAGGGCUGUCUUCUGUAUACCACCCAUACCUUGUCACAACACAACUGAUUGUCUCAAACGCAUUAAGAAGGAAAGCAAUUCCACAAAUUAACUUUUAAACAAGGCACACCUGUUAAUUGAAAAGCAUUUCAGGUGACUACCUCAUGAAGCUGGUUGAGAGAAUGUCCAAAGCUGUCAUCUAGGGAAAGGGUGGCUACUUUGAAGAAUCUAAAAUAUAUAUUUUGGUUACUACAGGAUUCCAUAUGUGUUAUUUCAUAGAUUUGAUGUCUUCACUAUUAUUCUACAAUAUAACAACCCUUGAAUGAGUAGGUGUGUCCACACUUUUGACUGGUACUGUAUGUUCAUAGAACUUUACAUUUGACAUUUGGGCAACUACACUUUUCCUGUGUAAUCUGUCUAAACUGACACUACACUGGAACUGUAUAAAACUGGUCAUCUGAAUCAAAGAUCAUUAGAUACUGUAGAUAAGAAAUGGAUUGAUAUGAUUAGUAGUUUGAAUAAUGUACUGGUUCAUUGAUUUGCCAAUAAACAGAGGAGGAGAUAAUAGGGGAGAUGUACAGAGUUAUACAUACGCCAGUUCCAAUCCUGGAUGCUGAUUGGUUAAAACCGCUUUCCAGCCGGUAUCUAUUUAAGUGAUAAUGCCCAAGAAGCCAGUGUUUGAAACCGUGCCAAUAUAUCCUCCAACACAGGCUUCUCUGGCAUUAUCACUUUAAUACAACAAGUUAGCAACAUAUUCAAAUAAUGAUUGACAUUUUUUAAUUAAAUGUUAUUUUGAUUAAUUUAUUCAUACUAUUUCAUCCUUCCACAAGAUAUAGUCCCGACACAAAUCUAGGGAUGCUACCCAAGCAAGCUGGUCGUUCGUUCUAUUGGUUUGGUUACCAGAGACUCGACCCAGUUGUUCAGUCUUUUUGUUCUGUGUCUAUAGACAGUCAUUGUAAAUGUUCCAUUGCCAUACUGGCUGGGAAAAUUCUUAUCCCUUGCUUGUCAUCUAUUGAUAGUUCUUUGAAUAUAUCCUUAAAAAGGAUGCUGAUUCAUGAUUUCGACUGGGUUGCGCAGUCAGAUGGAACAGAGUAAAUAGGCAUUUUAACGUCAUAGAUUUAGCCGGUGGUAACUUGUGGAAUAGACACAGGCUGGAAUGCGGUUUUAACCAAUCGGCAUUUAGGAUUAGACACACCCAUUGUAUAAUUCACAAAUUACCCACCGACUACGACGUUGAAAUGCCUAUUUACUGUUCCAUCUCACUGCAAUACACUGUCUCAUCCGCACAACCAGGCAAUUUAUAAACUUGAUCCUCACUGUAAAAAUUUUAGCAAUCAUUUUUCUCCCUUUUUCUUUUAGACUAGCAUUUGGUUUUCAAUGGCGGAGAUUUGUAUAAACCUUGCUGUCCAUCUCUCUGACCUUUGCAACAUUGAGCGAUUUUGUUUAAUUAAAACAAUGUCCUAUUAAGGAUUAACGCGUCAGGACGAGAUAUGGCGCUUUCACGACAACUGGGUCAAAUCAUGACUUCGGUGGUCUUUGUUGGAAAGUCAGCGCUCUAGAAAGAUGCCUAUAAUUCCGAGUUGGAUGACCGUUCAACAAGAAAAAAAAACAGUCGAAGCUCGUUUUUUCCAGAGUUCCCAGUUGUUCUGAACGUGGCAAUAUAUUUCUCAGACAAUCGGCAUCAUUUUUAAGGAUUAUAUACAAAGAAAUAGAUAAUAGAUCAAUAGAUAAACAGGUCAAACGAAAUGCAUCUAGUUUGCUGUCUUUCCAGCUUCCGUUUAAGUGAUUGUGUUAGCUGUAUAGUUGGCUAGCUCCUCUGAGCAGUGUCCCAACGAGAGAACGCAUUUUCAAUGCCAGGUGAAAUUGCACAUCAUUAGCACAUUGGCUGUAUCCAUAGACAUUAAAAACGGAUUUAUCAUGUAUCCAUAUAAAUGUAUGGUAAGUGAUUCAGACCUAUGAAAGUAUUCACCCCCCUUGGCAUUUUUACUAUUUUGUUGCCUUACAACCUGGAAUUAAAAUAGAUUUUUGGGGGGUUUGUAUCAUUUCAUUUACAAAAUAUGCAUACCACUUUGAAGAUGCAAAAUAUUUUUUAUUGUAAAGCAAACAAGAAAUAAGACAAAAAAACAGAACUUGAGCAUGCAUAACUAUUCACCCCCUAAAGUAAAUACUUUGUCGAGCCACCCUUUGCAGCAAUUACAGCUGCAAGUCUCUUGGGGUAUGUCUCUAUAAAUUUGGCACAUCUAGCCACUGGGAUUUUUGCCCAUUCUUCAAGGCAAAACUGCUCCAGCUCCUUCAAGUUGGAUGGGUUCUGCUGGUGUACAGCAAUCUUUAAAUCAUACCCUAGAUUCUCAAUUGAAUUGAGGUCUGGGCUUUGACUAGGCCAUUCCAAGACAUUUCAAUGUUUCCCCUUAAACCACACGAGUGUUGCUUUAGCAGAAUGCUUAGUGUCAUUGUCCCGCUGGAAGGUGAACCUCCGUCCCAGUCUCAAAUCUCUGGAAGACUGAAACAGGUUUCCCUCAAUUUCCCUGUAUUUAGCACCAUCCAUAAUUUCUUCAAUUCUGACCAGUUUCCCAGUCCCUGCCGGUGGAAAAACAUUCCCCCUCCAUGAUGCUGCCACCACCAUGCUUCACUGUGGGGAUGGUGUUCUUGGGGUGAUGAGCGGUGUUGGGUUUGUGCCAGGCAUAGCAUUCCCUUGAUGGCCAAAAAGCUACAUUUUUGUCUCAUCUGACCAGAGUACCUUCUUCCAUAUUUUUGGGGAGUCUCCCACAUGCCUUUUGGUGAACACCAAACAUGUUUGCUUGUUUUUUUCUUUAUGCAAUGGCUUUUUUUCUGCCCACUCUUCUGUAAAGCCCAGCUCUGUGGAGUGUACAGCUUAAAGUGGUCCACUGGACAGAUACUCCAAUCUCUGCUGUGGAGAUUUGCAGCUCCUUCAGGAUUAUCUUUGGUCUCUUUGAUGCCCCUCUGAUCAAUGCCCUCCUUGCCUGGUCUGUGAGUUUUGGUGUGCAGCCCUCUCUUGGCAGGUUUGUUGUGAUGCCAUAUUCUUUCCAUUUAAUUUUUUUUAUUUAAUGGUGCUCCGUGCUCUAAAUGACUUAUGCAGGUAAUUCCAAAGGGUUCACAUACUUUUUCUUGCCACUGUACUCUGCGACUUGAUUGAGGGGUCAAACAUUGUUCUUCAGCCAUUCUUUCUUCUGCAUGGCCCUCUCAGCAGAGACUUCUGACUGAGCAAGGCAAAAUGUUUUCAAUGUAAUAAUAAUAAUAAAUUUAUGUGAUUUACAGCAACAACAAAAAAUCGAAUUUUUAAAAGCAAAUUACAAUAAUACAGAGACAUGACAACACACGUUACAAAGGUACAUAGGCAAAGCAGAAAAUAAAGCAUUUAAAGCAAUUCUAUAGAAGUGCGUUUUCAGGAGUCACUGAUUCUGUAAGCCUUAUCUCCUCUGGCAUGCCAUUACAAAGUCUAGGGGCCCUAAGCCUCCUUUAGUUUUUAACCUAGACUUUGGAAUGGUCAUCAGUGCUUUGUCUGAGGAUCUAAGGCUGCGCUUUGGGUCACAGAGAAAAAGAAGUUCUGAGAUACUUUUGGUGGUGUAUGUGGACACCUGCUCGUCGAACAUCUCAUUCCAAAAUCAUGGGCAUUAAUAUGGAGUUGGUCCCCCCUUUGCUGAUAUAACAGCCUCCACUCUUCCGGGAAGAUGUUGGAGCGUUGCUGCGGGGACUUGCUUCCAUUCAGCCUUAAGAGCAUUAGUGAGGUCGGGCAAUGAUAAUGGGUGAUUAGGCCUGGCUCGCAGUUGGCGUUCUAAUUCAUCCCAAAGGUGUUCAAUGGUGUUCAGGUUACAUUAGAGUCUCUAGUUUGAGAAACAGACGCCUCACAAGUCCUCAACUGGCAGCUUCAUUAAAUAAUAUCCUAUGGUGUAAAAUUGCAAGAUUAUGUUAUAAUGCUAUUAUUGCAUCAAAUGGUUGUUUUAUUCAACAGAAUAAAGGGUUGUUAGAACGCUCAUCUGUGUUUGUUCUAAUGAGGAUGGGCCUCUGUGAGAACACUGACAGGAGAUUCAUGCUGUCUUUUGGGUGAUAAAACCUAAAGAGGUCACCUUCCAGAUCAUGAGUUAAUGUUUCUGUUCUAUAUAGUACCAGGGAGAGAUGACCCCAGGGCCAGACCCUGGUCUGUACAAUGAAAGAUAACUGUUGACACAGCAGAUACUGUCUGCUGUGAUUUAUAAGUAUCUUUCAUACAAAUCUUAACCUUGUGACCCAUCCUAUACAUCUGUUCGUCAUAUAGGUUGAAAGGGGUGAAUCUUGGCUAUAAAAUACCUUUGUACUUUUGUCUCUGGGGUCUCAACGAAUCAUCUGCGCGUGAUUUGUCGACCAGCCAUCAUUAUCAUAGAGCACUCAAUCGAUUCACUUUAUAUGUGUGCAUUGUAUUCUGCUCCCUUAAUAGUGAUUAAAGAUUUAGUUUAUUAAGUAUAA